UCCUCACACCGCCACUAUCCCACAGUGCCCCGCGUGGUGCCGCUCUGUCCCGCCGCUCUCCCUCCGCUCUCCCUCCGCGCCCCGCGUUGCUGCCCGGUGCAGCCAUGGCGUACCGCGGGCAGGGCCAGAAGGUGCAGAAGGUGAUGGUGCAGCCCAUCAACCUGAUCUUCCGCUACCUGCAGAACAGAUCCAGGAUCCAGGUGUGGCUCUACGAGCAGGUGAACAUGAGGAUAGAAGGCUGCAUCAUCGGUUUUGAUGAGUACAUGAACCUGGUGCUGGACGAUGCUGAGGAGAUUCACUCCAAAACCAAGUCCAGGAAGCAGCUGGGUCGGAUCAUGCUGAAGGGGGACAACAUCACCCUCCUGCAGAGCGUCUCCAGCUAGGGCGGGGCCAUUCCCGCCUGGAAAACCGGGAUGAGCCGGAGGUGGAGAUCCCUGUGAUCCUCUGGGAAUUCUGUUUUGUAGUUCGGGGUUUUCUUUUUGGGGGAAUAAAAAAGGUUUUUCAUUAAA
Prinia subflava (tawny-flanked prinia) is the source of this 509-nucleotide messenger RNA. RefSeq names its product small nuclear ribonucleoprotein polypeptide E (gene SNRPE). Gene Ontology annotation, biological process: spliceosomal snRNP assembly; mRNA splicing, via spliceosome. Gene Ontology annotation, cellular component: U1 snRNP; pICln-Sm protein complex; U2 snRNP. The record is from RefSeq and is a predicted model, not a curated record. Bases 105 to 383 code for a protein of 92 amino acids. Gene Ontology annotation, molecular function: RNA binding. NCBI's taxonomy places the organism in Eukaryota, Metazoa, Chordata, Aves, Passeriformes, Cisticolidae. The transcript is spliced from 5 exons.